AUGGCGCAAAUAAAACGUGCUAUCGCUUUCGCUUCUCUCUUAUCCUUACUGUUUCCUUUGGUCUCAGCUGUGGCGUUCGAAGGGGCUGUUGGCUUUGGCUCGAUCGCAACUGGAGGUACUACCUCUUAUGUUGUGACCACUCUCGCUGACUCUGGCACCGGAACCUUCCGCGACGCCGUGAGCGAAUCUGGCAGGAACAUCACCUUCUCCGUCAGUGGGUAUAUUGUGCUCGAAUCUCCGGUGUCGCUUUCCAGCGACCUCACCAUCAAUGGUCAAACUGCGCCUUCGCCGGGGAUUGGAGUCAUGGCAAGGGAGAUCUCUGCUAGCGGAAAGAGCAACAUUAUCAUCCGGAACUUCCGCAUGCGUCAGGGAAACGAGGAGACGGAUGACACCAAAAGCGCUUUUAACAUGGGCGAUGCGACUAAUGUCAUCCUCGACCAUUGUUCUGUUGCCUUCGGCGUGUACGACUCAAUCGACGCUGUUGGUGCAGUCAAUGUUACUGUCUCUAAUUCUAUCAUCGCUUUGCCCAUAGGUCAGCAGUUCGGAGCUCACUUGGAAACUGGACCAUCGACCUGGUACGCCAACCUUUGGGUCAGUGCCCAUAAUCGACAGCCGCUAUCGAAGGGCAACACUCAGUACAUUAACAAUAUCAUCUACAACUACCAAGCUGCUUAUACAGUUGCCGAUACUGGUGGUGAUUUUUCUCAUGAUAUUAUCAACAACUACUUCAUUACUGGACCCAGUACAACAAGCGCCUCCGACGACUACUAUCAAAUUGACGAUAAUCAGAGCGUUUAUGCCAGCGGAAACUUCUUAGACAGUAAUAAAGACGGUGUGCUCAAUGGUGCUGCAGCCAACACAGUAGGAAGUGCGGAAGUCUUGAGUUCGCCUUGGUAUUCUACCUCGCUCAGCAUGGCCAGUCUCACAGCGGCGGAGGCUUACUCCUACGUGAUAGCCAAUGCUGGAGCUUCACCUCGUGACGAGGUUGAUACUUACGUUGUUUCCACUGUUGAAUCUCUUGGGACGGAGGGUGCAAUCAUCACGAAUCAGGACAGCACCGGACUCUCCAAUGACGGGUAUGGAACCCUCUAA
Molecule: messenger RNA, 1092 nt
Organism: Lentinula edodes (shiitake mushroom)
Lineage: Eukaryota; Fungi; Basidiomycota; Agaricomycetes; Agaricales; Omphalotaceae
Product: polysaccharide lyase family 1 protein
Exons: 2
Coding region: 1-1092 (363 amino acids)
Source: RefSeq, a predicted model, not a curated record